Molecule: messenger RNA, 576 nt
Organism: Fragaria vesca subsp. vesca
Lineage: Eukaryota; Viridiplantae; Streptophyta; Magnoliopsida; Rosales; Rosaceae
Product: 60S acidic ribosomal protein P2B-like
Exons: 3
Coding region: 44-385 (113 amino acids)
Biological process (GO): cytoplasmic translational elongation
Cellular component (GO): ribosome; cytosolic large ribosomal subunit
Molecular function (GO): structural constituent of ribosome
Source: RefSeq, a predicted model, not a curated record
ACCCUAAUACCGCCGCUGCUCAAGUUCUCCGUCAUUGUAAGAGAUGAAGGUGGUUGCUGCUUAUAUGCUCGCCGUUUUGGGUGGCAACGCCAGCCCCUCCGCCGAUGAUGUUAAGAAAAUUCUCGGAUCAGUUGGAGCUGAAGCCGAUGACAAUAAGAUCGAGUUGCUCUUGUCCCAACUGAAAGGAAAAGAUAUCACCGAUCUAGUUGCUUCCGGAAAAGAGAAGUUGGCAUCUGUGCCUUCCGGCGGCUCAGCUGCCGUUGCAGCACCUGCAGCUGGUACUGACGCUGCAGCUCCUGGUCCUGUUGAGGAGAAGAAGGAAGAGAAGGUUGAAGAGGAGGAAGAGGAUGAUGAGUUCAUUUCAAAUAUCUUUGACGAGGAGUAGAAGAAUUACAUAUGGCUAAUUGGCUACCCAGACUUAGUAACUUGUAGGUGGAUGUAAUGCCAUUGAGGGUUUCUAGUCUGUAAUUUUAAUAUUUGGUUUGCUAUAUUUCUAAUGUGUUGUUCCUUUCAAUCUGAAGUGUUGUAAGACAUCCUUAAUAUUUCAAUUUUAAGUAGUCCUAUGCCAGAACUUAU